ACAGAAGUAGAAGAAAAGAAGGGGUAAGAGCAGAACAAAGAUAGACGUGAAAGAAGUCUGAAGAGUCUGGCGUCGCCACGGUCGUCGAUUACGAGGAGGUCCGGCAGUGCCGCACCGAGCCUCAAGCUAUAUCGAGCCAAUUUUCGAUCUUUCUUUCCUUCUCCCACUUCCCACUCUCUCUCUCUCUCUCUCUCUCUCUCUCUCUCUCUUUAUCUUUGAUUCGGUCAAGAUCGAAGGACAGAAUAGAUUCGUUAUUUUUUUGAUCAUCUUCUGCUUUUUUGGCACACUUUUCUUCCUUCCUUCCUUCGCCGUUCGGUGGAGGCGGAAACUGUAGUGAUCUCCGAGCGUAGAGAUUUUAACACCGAUAGCUCUGUAAAAAGCUCGAAACCCUGGCCAGGAAAAGCGCGCUCGUCGAGCCAGGCUCGACGCGGAGAAAGAAGAGGAAGUACGAUCAUGGGGAACACUACUACAAAGAGACACUAUUCCAAGAGCAUCUCUUUAGCCAGCUCGUCCAAGAGACCACGCUGGGAUGGACCAGGAUUGCCAGCACCUCCGGGCAAGCCAAUUCUAAUACCAGGAACGGACGAUACGCAACCGGAUGUGGUAGGAAUACGUUGGGAACGAUCGCCUAGUAACGGUGGUUCAGCCAUCGUGGGUUAUUUGGUUGAACAUCGGCGAAUGGGUUCGGCUUAUUGGGUGCGUAGUACACCUGGCCUCUGCACGUUUCCGGAACUAACAUUGAGUGGUCUUGAGCCAGGAUGGCGUUACCAGUUCAGGGUCAGGGCACAGAAUGCGGUAGGUCUCUCAGCUCCUAGUGAGUUGUCGGAUCCGUUGACGGUAACAUUGCAACGAUCGGCUUCAUCCGCUCCACAGUUCGACCUCGAACUCAACGAUUUGAUUGCUUUGGAGAACGAACAGGCGGAAUUCGUAGUGAAAUUUACGGGGGCCCCUUUACCAAAGAUUUCUUGGUUCAAGGACGGCUUCGAAAUUUUUAGCAGUAGACGAACGAGAAUCUUGACAGAAAAUGGAAAAAGUGUUCUCCUUAUUCAUCAGACAGCUCUUAAUGACGAGGGAGAAAUCAAAUGUACCGCAACGAAUAGAGCUGGCCAUGUUAGUACCAAGGCCAGAUUGAUUCUCGAAGCAUAUCCAAAGAUACGACUACCACGACAGUACGAGGACGGUCUUCUUUUCGAACAGGACGAAACGAUCAGAUUGAAAGUAUCUUUGGCUGGAAGACCAUUACCCACGGUUACUUGGUUUCACGAUGGAGAACCACUUUCUCAAGACACUAGACAUAUGUUCGAAUCUAUGGACGGAGAAUCGGUUUUAAAAAUUCCAGAUGCAAAACGAUUCGACAGAGGAGAGUACACCGUUAAAGCUAGAAACAAACUCGGCGAAGAUACGUCUUCUUUUCUCGUUACCGUUACAGAUCGUCCAGCUGCACCUGGAAAGGUAAACGUCACCAUGACUUUGGGCAGAUCCGUCACCUUAUCUUGGAAAGAACCGGAAGACGACGGUGGUUGUAAGAUCGGUACUUACAUCGUCGAAUAUUAUAGAAUCGGUUGGGAAGUGUGGUUGAAAGCAACUACAAGCCGUCAAACCACAGCUACGCUGACCGAAUUGCUCGAAGGCUCGGAAUACAGAUUUCGAGUAAAAGCUGAGAAUCCGUAUGGAGUGAGCGAACCGAGCGAAGAAAGUGACAUCAUCUUCAUUCCAGAUUUAAAUAAAGGGGCAACGUCGUCGCAAUUGAGUGGAAAGUCUCAAAGUCAAAGAGAGAUCAGUCGGUCGCGAGGGGAAAAACGCGAGGUUAGUUUCGUUGAGCCAGCCCCGAGGAGCAGAAGUUUAACCAGAGAAGAAGAUGGACAAGUUCGUUUUGGUGGGCGAUCUUCGUCAGCGCAAAGACUGUCGAUGGAAAGACCAUCAAGAGCCGACAGUAGAGUCACAUUUGGUCCCGACACAACGAUUCACGUUGAAAGAACCGAACCACCCGUACCACCUGCUAGAUCGAGAGAUCAUUCCUCUUCUAAACACGAAAAUCGAUCGGAGAAUCAUACGAUGCGACAAGAUGUUUCCUCUGUAAAAGCAAACGCGCAGGAUGGCUCGGAUACUAAAAAGAGACCAACGUCACCAACACCCGUCACCACCAUAGUGACUGUAUCACCACCACCUAGAAGCGAUUCAAUCAGACGUUCUCUCUCAUUGUCCAGAGAAAGAAGUUUGUCUCCACCUUUUGUAUCUUCGACUGAAACAAAUAUAGAAGAAGAAAGAAAUGCAUCGUCUUCUCCGCUUCAUCGACCUGUUUCAAUUUUGAAAAAGCAGAACGGUUUGACCGAUGAGCCCGAUGCGAUGCAAUUAGGAAUAUCACCUAGAGAGAACGACGACAUAUUGCACGGUAGCUCAGAAUUCAUGUUGGUACUGUAUCCAAAGGACGAUGAAAACGAAACCAAGGAAGAUAAGAAAGGAUUAAAUUUGAGAGGAUCGGAGCAAGGUAGAACGGAGGAAAUUGAAGACGAGGAAGAUCUAAUACCGCCUCCAAUGUCUCUAUCUCUUCCCGAAUUAUUCAGUAUAGAACACGUAGUGGUAGAAACUAUGCGCGAGGCAGUCAGCUCUACGGAAAUGUUACACGAGCGUGCCAUGGAACGUUUUUAUAAAGCAAUGGAGGCUGAGAAGGAAUCGGAAAACGCUAAGAGAAAAGAAGCGUUGGAAAGAAGGACCGGGGAAUUAGCUUCAAUCGCAAAACAGGACUUUGAAAUGGGAGGAGCUACGAGGAACGGCAAAAGUUCGCCUCUGCGGAGAAAGUUGUCGAAUUCCGGUAGCGCCACGCAAAAUAUGAUCUCUUCUUGGCAAGCUAAAAAAACUCGGAGAAGAUUAAGCGAAGGUCAAGUCGAGGCAGCCUUAAAACCUAUGAAACUUCUUUCACCGUUGCUCUUACCGGACGUCGAGGCUAGAUCGGAUCCUAAUCUACCAACCGACGAAGAAACCAUAACUUCGAGUACUUGGAGGAGGAGCAGCGACGAAGAGGGAGCCGAACGUCUGCGCAGAUGGCACGAAACCAAUGUCCCUUUGCUCGAGGAAACUUCGGCAGAGAAAUCAAUGGGCUUGGGUGUCGACUCGGCGGGAGUCGAUUCCACCAAUAGGACCAGUUCUCCGUUCAAAGAGAUCGUAUCGGAUGAACGACGAGAGCAGGAAGAGAGAGAGACGGAACAAGUAGAGGAGCAGAAUGAAGAAGAGGAAAGUAUCGAGACUUCGGAAGAAUCGUCCGAAGAAGAGCUAAGCAGUGCCGAUAGCGAAGAUCUGAAAAACUUGAAGCAAAGAAUUUUAGCGAGACAAAUUAUGGAAGAGGAAGAUACGUAUCACCCAAGAGGUAGACCAAUCCCACAUUUCGAUAGUUUCGACAAACCUCAUUUUUCCGAAUAUGACAACUCUCUGAUUUCGGACGAUUCAACGAUACCAUCGAUUUGGGUAUCACAACCCUUGUCACCUAGCAACGUUCAACCAAAAUCUAUUCUGAAGAAACCUAAGGAAGAUGCUUCUAUACGAAUAAACGAGUUUGGCAAAGCUAUACCACCUGAGAAACCAAUAAGAAAAGUACCACCCGUGAGACAGGAGGAAGCAAUCGAUCCAAACGAACGUACUUCACCUACGAGCGAAUAUUACGAUCCGACGAAGCCAGGUGUCAUGUCAGAAUCAGAUACCGACAGUGUUUUAUCGGCUGGAGAGGCGGCAAAGAAUCGUCGAAUACAAGCUAAAAUGCGUUCGGCAACGCCCGAGGAGGAGAUGAACGAAGCUGACAUCGAAGCCAGGAUGGCAGUCGUUAGUCAUUACACCGAGAUCGUACGAGAACAUUCGUCUGGUCACAACGUAAGCAGUGGAAAGGUUAACGACGAAGAAGUCGGUAAGAAGAAGGUAUCUGGAAAGAAAUUAGAGCAAGGGACUGGUGUCGAAACUAACCGGACGAGAAAAAAUAGCGUUGGAUCGCGCGGUACUACACCCUCCAGAGAUCGUCCCAAGCUACCCCCUAAAGAAACGAGAGAGAGCAGAGCAUCUUCGCGAACGAGAUCACCGAGUUCCAGAUCGAGGAACGUUUCCGUCGAAAGACCUACUAGAGUACGUGCUCCGUCACGAGACAGGACUGGCCAGGAUUGGCCAGGAUCUAGAACAACUUCGGAAGAACGAGCAUUUGGUAGAGAAAGAUCCGUCGAUCGAAGCGGCCGAAAUUCAAAAGCUUCAUCGCGAUCGAGCUCGAGAGACAGGCAAAGGGCAACGACCCCGGCCGAACUUAAGAUCGAACGUUUGCAGCGAGCGUUGGAGAGCAAAAAAUACAGAGCUACGAACAAAACUUCGAAUAAAGUUCCGAACAAAGCGGAACCGACGACGAACGACAAACGUCUUGCACUUGAAGCUCGGUAUACGGUUAAGUCGACUGUCAAUUACAUAACCGACUUGACGCUUCUCAUGGCUGCCAUUUACGUUUAUCUAUUCAAGAAGGAAACUAUGGCGAUACCCUUUAUCGCUCUUCUUCUUUACAGACGAAUUCAAGAAGGUAUUCGCGAGCGUAUAUCGGGACGUUGGUGGUCGUCCAAACGCAAGCACUGACCAAUUACUAUUUCGCUAUAUCGCAUGAAUAAAAUCAUUUGGUGAAUUUUGUAUCAUUAGUCGGGGAAGGAUUGUUUAUCCUGAUAGAUUAAAAGAGAUAGGAUAGCUUGACAAAGGUAGGACAAUACACGUAGAAGAAACUAGCUCCUUCGAAUUACACAUCGAAUUAUCCAUCGAAUUACACUCUCUCUCUCUCUCUCUCUCUCUCUCUCUCUCUCUUAUUAUCUUUUAUUUUAUGUUACGCGGAAGAUGGUCUCUUUUUAUACGCGUUAAUCGGUCCUAUUUGCGUCGCUCUCGCUUUAGUCUAAGAAUUUUCAUUCGAUGGAAGACAAUGCUAUCAUGGAAUUAUAUCGUUUUUCUUGCAUACCUAUGUUUUAUGAAAAAAUACCUAAGUAUAUAUAUAUAUAUAUAUAUAGCUUACAGAAAUAAUUAUAUGUAA
Molecule: messenger RNA, 5035 nt
Organism: Polistes dominula (European paper wasp)
Lineage: Eukaryota; Metazoa; Arthropoda; Insecta; Hymenoptera; Vespidae
Product: myomesin and myosin binding protein
Molecular function (GO): protein binding
Source: RefSeq, a predicted model, not a curated record